AUGCCAUUCAAACCCGAAGGCCACACGGAGAUGGCAAUAACCGGCACCAACAAGGGGCACCAAGUGGCAAUCAACGGCUUCAUUGCAUGGCUCCUAAUCAUCACGGCGUUUGUGAUAUAUUUCCUCUGGGCAUUUCUCCCCGGGCCUGUGUUGGACUGGGCGCUCUUUAACUACUACCCCGACAAGUACUGGGCUGUGGCAAUGCCGGCGAUCCUCAUCAUGUCAGCGGUGUACUACCUCUCUACCUCUUUUCUGCUGAUGUUGUACCGGACGAACCCGCUCACCGAUGGUUUCUGCGUCGCCGACGCGAACGCAAAGGAGGAUCGUCACAGCCUUGAUAGUUUGUCCGAGGUCAAAGAAAGCGUCCCACAAAUUAACGACAUACCUGUUGGAGUGACCAGCCGACUCCUGUUCCAGCCGUGGUACUGA
Trypanosoma grayi is the source of this 429-nucleotide messenger RNA. RefSeq names its product phosphatidylinositol glycan, class P. The record is from RefSeq and is a predicted model, not a curated record. Bases 1 to 429 code for a protein of 142 amino acids. Gene Ontology annotation, molecular function: phosphatidylinositol N-acetylglucosaminyltransferase activity. Lineage: Eukaryota; Euglenozoa; Kinetoplastea; Trypanosomatida; Trypanosomatidae. Gene Ontology annotation, biological process: GPI anchor biosynthetic process. The transcript has a single exon.